AUGGCUUUGCAGAUUGCGAGAUGCUUCCUCCGAAUCCACACAGCGGAUGAGGUAUUCACAACCACCUUCAGGAACCCUACCAACAGGCUUUUCUUGCCGACCGAUCGGAGCUAUUCUUCUAGCUCCUCCGAUCUCAUUUGCGUCACUCUCUUCCCCGACGACGGUAUUGGUCCCGAGAUCGCAACCUCUGUCAAACAGAUAUUCAAUGCUGCAGAAGUCCCAAUUAAAUGGGAAGAACAUUACGUAGGGACAAAAGUAGAUCCCAGAACCCAAAGCUUUGUCACAUGGGAAAGUCUAGAAUCUGUAAGAAGAAACGAGGUUGGAUUAAAAGGUCCCAUGGCUACACCAAUUGGAAAAGGUCAUCGUUCCUUGAAUCUCACUUUAAGAAAAGAACUAAACCUGUAUGCAAAUGUCAGACCAUGUUACAGUCUACCUGGUUACAAAACUCGAUAUGAUGAUGUGAAUCUCAUCACAAUCCGUGAAAACACAGAAGGAGAAUACAGUGGUCUUGAACAUCAAGUUGUCAGGGGAGUUGUUGAAAGUCUUAAAAUCAUAACACGUCAUGCAAGUUUGAGAGUGGCUAAGUAUGCUUUUCAUUAUGCUAAAGCUCAUGGUAGAAAAAGAGUUUCUCCUAUACACAAAGCUAACAUCAUGCAGAAAACUGAUGGCUUAUUUCUAAAGGCAUAUAGGGACUCUUCAUUGCAGGAUUGUAAGAAAGCAUCUGAAGAAGUAAUUCCAGUUAUCAUUAACAAGCUUCAGGAUAAGGUUUCUUCUGAAUCUGAAUGA
This is a messenger RNA of Lactuca virosa, 786 nucleotides long. The record is from the annotation of a GenBank genome assembly. NCBI's taxonomy places the organism in Eukaryota, Viridiplantae, Streptophyta, Magnoliopsida, Asterales, Asteraceae.